Coregonus clupeaformis (lake whitefish) is the source of this 463-nucleotide messenger RNA. It is a transcript of the gene acox1, whose product is annotated as acyl-CoA oxidase 1, palmitoyl. Gene Ontology annotation, molecular function: fatty acid binding; FAD binding. Gene Ontology annotation, cellular component: peroxisome. Gene Ontology annotation, biological process: very long-chain fatty acid metabolic process; lipid homeostasis; fatty acid beta-oxidation using acyl-CoA oxidase. The record is from RefSeq and is a predicted model, not a curated record. The transcript has 2 exons. NCBI's taxonomy places the organism in Eukaryota, Metazoa, Chordata, Actinopteri, Salmoniformes, Salmonidae. Bases 101 to 373 code for a protein of 90 amino acids.
GUGCUGAACUUGUUUCCUGUAGGCCGUAGGUUAUACAACUCACAUUUUUAUUGCGACAAGCAACGUGGUCUUUUGCAAGGGAAAAUAUAUUUAUUUCGCCAUGAAUCCUGACAUAACUAGAGAGCGUGAGAACGCUACAUUUAACGUGGAGAAACUCACACAUAUUCUGGACGGUGGCAUCGAGAAGACCAAAAGAAGAAGAGAAAUUGAGUCACUGGUGAUCAGUGACCCAGACUUCCAGAGUGAGGACCUCAACUUCCUGUCCAGGAGCGAGCGAUACGAUGCCGCCGUGAAGAAGAGUGCCCAGAUGAUCCUGAAGCUCAGAGAGUAUGGCAUCUCAGACCCUGAGGAAAUCUACUGCUACAAGAGGUAAGGCUGGGGACACAGACCCAGGCCAGCUACCUGCUAUGGGCGGCAGGUAGCCUAGCGGUUAAGAGCGUUGGGCCAGUAACCAAAAGGUUGC